This is a messenger RNA of Cladocopium goreaui, 768 nucleotides long. The record is from the annotation of a GenBank genome assembly. NCBI's taxonomy places the organism in Eukaryota, Dinophyceae, Suessiales, Symbiodiniaceae.
GAGGCACGCAGCUCGCCCGACUUUCUGAUCAUUGCGCGCACGGAUGCGCGCACCGCGCUAGGUCUGGACGAGGCCUUGCGUCGUGCCCGAGCCUUUGCAGCAGCCGGGGCCGAUAUCCUCUUCGUUGAAGCGCCCGAGUCGGAGGCCGAAAUGGCCUCCAUUUGCAGCUCAUUGGCGGACACUGGGAAGCCGCUCUUGGUGAACUGCGUGGAAGGUGGUAAAACUCCACUCUGUAGCAAGCAGAGAUUAAUUGAGUUGGGCUAUCAGCUGGCCAUCUAUCCAGCCACUGGUUUUCUGGCCAUGGGUCAGGCGUUGACCAAGGUCUACCGAAACCUGAGUGAAGCAGGACAAGGCGCACGCUGACUUGGAGGCGAUUCUUGUAGGGGAGCUGGCCGAACUAGUGGCGAGACACCAGCAGGUAUACUUAUAUCCGUAGAUAUAUCAUAGAAUAGGGUAAAGCCAAGAAUAAACCUACCAUUUGGAGAUGAAUUUGAGAAUGUGGCCAUUCAUUUAUUUAUGGUUAGGUUGUUUUUUAUAUGAUUGGAUUUACCACAGAGAUUUAGCCAUCAAAGUUAUGGACCGAGUCACAACUGCCAUGGUGUGCAUCACUGAACCAAUCCCGACGACUGUCACUGGGGUUUCCCCCAGGAAUUCUUCCUUAAAGGAACGGGUGACCAGCACCGGUGUCAGGCUUUACCUGAAGAUGCGGAGAAGAAAUCGGCCUCCACAUCGUGAAAGACCCACCGACAGCGGCGACGAACAGAAAAA